Messenger RNA from Tripterygium wilfordii, 1776 nucleotides. RefSeq names its product beta-glucosidase 12-like. Gene Ontology annotation, biological process: carbohydrate metabolic process. The record is from RefSeq and is a predicted model, not a curated record. NCBI's taxonomy places the organism in Eukaryota, Viridiplantae, Streptophyta, Magnoliopsida, Celastrales, Celastraceae. The transcript is spliced from 13 exons. The coding region runs from base 64 to 1590 and encodes 508 amino acids. Gene Ontology annotation, molecular function: beta-glucosidase activity.
UAAGACCCAACUCUUCUAUAUAAGGAGCAAAGCAUAAGGCCAUAGCAAAUUAAAUAAGCUAUAAUGGGAGUCCAAAACUCAUUGGUUUUAUUCUUACUUCUUCUUGGGUCGUUGUACUCUAGCUUUUUAUUUGCAUCUGGUGCUUCUUCACUGGAUCGUACAAGUUUUCCGCCUGGAUUUAUUUUUGGUACUGCAUCUGCGUCUUACCAGUAUGAAGGAGCAGCAAGGGAAGGUGGUAGAGGACCAAGUAUUUGGGAUUAUUACACCCACAAAUACCCAGAGAAAAUAGCGGAUCGCAGCAAUGGAGAUGUGGCUAACGAUGAAUAUCAUCGUUACAAGGAAGAUGUUGGGAUUAUGAAAGAGAUGGGCUUAGAUGCUUACAGAUUCUCAAUCUCGUGGUCCAGAAUAUUGCCAAAUGGAAAGCUAAGUGGGGGAGUGAACAAGGAAGGAAUCAACUACUACAAUAACCUCAUUAAUGAGCUCCUUUCCCAUGGUAUACAACCCUUUGUGACACUAUUCCAUUGGGAUCUUCCCCAGACAUUAGAACAAGAGUAUGGUGGAUUCCUAAGUCCUCGCGUUGUAUCACAUUUUAGAGAUUAUGUAGAGACAUGUUUUAUACAUUUCGGUGAUCGAGUUAAAUAUUGGAUCACACUAAACGAGCCAUGGACCUAUGCCAAUGGUGGCUACGCGUCUGCCUCUUUAGCUCCAUAUAGAUGUUCAGCUUGGCAACAACUCAAUUGUACUGGCGGAGACUCUGCCACUGAGCCAUAUUUAGUUGCACACAACCUACUUCUCUCUCAUGCAACCGCGAUCAACUUGUACAGGCAAAAAUACCAGGCCACUCAAAAGGGUAAGAUAGGGAUCACACUAGUAUCACAUUGGAUGGUGGCUUACUCUUCUGCUAGGCAUCAACAAAAUGCUGCCCUUCGAGCACUCGAUUUCAUGUUUGGAUGGUUUAUGGAUCCCAUAAGUAAUGGUGACUAUCCCCACUCGAUGAGAUCUCUAGUCGGAAAUCGAUUGCCGAAAUUCACAAGAGAGGAAUCGAAGAUGCUAAAAGGGUCAUUUGAUUUUCUUGGGUUGAACUACUACACUGCAAAUUAUGCAGCCUAUGUGCAUACUGCCAAUAAUGCUGUGAAUGUUAGUUAUUUGACCGAUGCUCGUGCUAAUCUUUCAACUGCGCGUAAUGGGAUGCCCAUCGGUCCAAAGGCUGCUUCUGAUUGGCUUUAUGUUUAUCCAAGAGGAAUUCGAGAUAUUUUGCUCUACACAAAGAAAAAGUACAGCGAUCCACUAAUCUACAUCACUGAAAAUGGGAUUGAUGAGUUGAAUGAUGCCACAUUAUCGCUGGAGGAAGCUCUUAACGACACGAUGAGGAUUGAUUACUACUCGCGCCAUCUUUCUUUCCUUCGAAGAGCCGUGGUUGAGGAUGGUGUGAAGGUGAAAGGAUAUUUUGCAUGGUCAUUGUUGGACAACUUCGAGUGGAGUUCAGGUUACACCGUACGAUUUGGUAUCAACUAUGUUGAUUACAAAAACGGCUUGAAGAGAUAUCCCAAAACUUCAGCACAUUGGUUCAAGAACUUUCUCAAAAAAUAGAUAUUAUAUUCUCGUCAUUAUAUAUAAAUAUAUGUGCAAACUUUAAUUUAUAAGUAAUGUAACAUUAUUAAGAAAGAUUGCUCUAUGUUAUAAAGUUAAAUAAAGUAGACAUGUUGUCUAUGUAUAUGUACUAUUAAGUAACAUAUAUAAAUGCAACAAUUCGUAAGAACUGAAAGAUUUUUCAAA